UCCGCCAUCCCCGCCAUCUUUAAACAUCUUGUUGUUGAGCAUGGAUCAAGUCGAAGAGUGACUCAUUGAGGAGGUUAGAAAAUAUGAACACCUCUAAAACUCCUCAUCACUGCACUAUAAAGACUGCCAGAUGGCACAAAAUUAUUGGAGGCAGAUAUCAGGUAACAUUGGCCUGGACAUGGCGGACUGCUUAAAAAGAUGGAAAAACCUCAGGGACAAAUAUGUUCGCCUGAGGAAAAAGUUGGCCUCACGAAGCGGGGAUCCAGGUGGAAAAAAAGUCCCCACAUUCUACACCUUCCUGUCCUGGUUGGCUCCACACGUGAAGCAUCGAGAGACGGAGUCCAAUUAUGAUACGCAGAAAGGAACCCCCUCUCUCCGAACAUCUCCAGCAUCCAGCAUGGAGCCAUCGUCACCCUCCUCAGAUGACCCUCCACCGUCAUCCUGCUCACAGCAACCCACAGUGUCUACUCAGCCAUCCCUGCUGCCCUCAGCGUCCACUCAGCCAUCCCUGCUGCCCUCAGCGUCCACUCAGCCAUCCCUGCUGCCCUCAGCGUCCACUCAGCCGUCCCCGCUGCCCUCGACGUCCCCGCUGCUGUCCCCGCUGUCAUCUCCUGUGUCACGGAUGGGACAGAAAAGGAAGCGCAGGGACCAGGACGAGCUGUUCAUGAAGCAGCUGGCUGAGUUUCAUGACAAGCGGUUGGAACUGCACCAGAGGUUGGCACAGGACACCAGGGAUGAGUGCUCCAGGUUUGGGGAGAUGGUGGCUGAUUUUCUCAGGAGGGUGCCUGAUGAGAAGCGGCCUGACGCCAUGUUUAAAGUCUUCCAGCUACUGCAUGACAGCGAGAAGCAGCAGUGAACUUUAAGAAAAAAGUGCUCUUUUCUUUGUGUGUGUGUGUGUGUGUGUGUGUGUGUGUGUGUGUGUGAUUUUUUUGGUUUAAUUGGUUUAAUUGGGUUUCCAUUUUUGCACAAUGUAAAUAGUUGUCCUUAUCUCUUUUGUUAAUUUGUUAUGUUAAUGCACCUUUCUAAUUUUACAUCUACUUUUCUUGGACUGGACCAUUGCACAUAUACUGAAGUUUAUACUUUACAAGUUUGUUGUUAUUGCAAUAAAGUCCACUUUGAAUGUGA
Messenger RNA from Epinephelus lanceolatus (giant grouper), 1125 nucleotides. The record is from RefSeq and is a predicted model, not a curated record. Lineage: Eukaryota; Metazoa; Chordata; Actinopteri; Perciformes; Serranidae.